AUGACCAAAUCUGCUUCUAAUAGAUUAUGUAAGACAUGGAGUGACCUACAGUACAAUGAUAGAUUUUAUUAUGAAUUACCAUCUAAUAAUUAUUGUGGAAACCACGUAUUAGAUCAAUCUAAACCAUGGUGUAUUGUUGAAGAUGGUUUAAAUCUUGUUUAUGAACAUUGUAAUAUACCAGGAUGUCCAAAAUCCUCCAAUAUGGCUACUAUGACAUUAUCACCACAAUCCGUCGACAGUCGGUUCCUAUCAAACGUCUAUCAGUGUUUUUAUCACACAGGAAGUGACGCAGUUUAUUUUCACAGUAGUUAUAGAUCUGUGUUUGACUCAGCAUGUUCAAAGACCAAUGCAACAAAGAUUCUAUAUGUGUGUUCAUUUUAUUUAGAAGAAUGGAAAAUUAUCGAAUAUCUUUGUGAUUCGGUUUCAGUUUUGUCAUCUUCUAUUGAAUCAACAUCUGCUUAUGAAGACACAUCCAGUACCAUGGAAUCGGUAACUGGUAUUUUGUCCGAGCUAUCAUCUAGUACCAUCAUUGAAUCGACACCAACAUACGACGCUACCAUUAGUUUAGACAGUGUCAGUGAUGUAAUUUCCAAUAACAAUGAUGUCGUGUUCUCAACCGGAAGUUUCUCGUACAUGAAUACGGAUUAUCUGUUUGGCAGUGAAAGUUGUUGGACAUGCUCUACGACUACGUCUACAAUUGCAGUUUCUAGUUACGUUACAGAAGCGUUGAUAUCGACACAACUGGUCUCACGAAGUUGUACAUGUUACUGUAGACCAAAACCAUCACCUAAUACUACUGAUCUGGGUACUAAGUCAAAUCACCUUCCUACAAUGGAGAACCUUAUUCUGAACAAGAGUAACUUAUCACGAACAUUUCGCAAGAAAAACAGUGUCCAUGAUAGUCGAACGUUUUCUAUUGCUGUAGGCAGUGUUGGUGUUUUCAUCAUAAUUGGUUCAGCUCUAUUUCUAGCGUCCAGUGAUUUUUCUAGGGUGUUAAUGGGAACAUCUGAUAUUAUGAAUCGGGUCAGGGCCACCACUAAUACCAACGACAGUUGA
This is a messenger RNA of Lottia gigantea (owl limpet), 1056 nucleotides long. RefSeq lists its product as hypothetical. NCBI's taxonomy places the organism in Eukaryota, Metazoa, Mollusca, Gastropoda, Lottiidae. Bases 1 to 1056 code for a protein of 351 amino acids. The transcript has 3 exons. The record is from RefSeq and is a predicted model, not a curated record.